Messenger RNA from Pseudozyma flocculosa PF-1, 3021 nucleotides. RefSeq lists its product as uncharacterized. Lineage: Eukaryota; Fungi; Basidiomycota; Ustilaginomycetes; Ustilaginales; Ustilaginaceae. Gene Ontology annotation, molecular function: ubiquitin binding; phosphatidylinositol binding; metal ion binding. The record is from RefSeq and is a predicted model, not a curated record. Bases 1 to 3021 code for a protein of 1006 amino acids. The transcript has a single exon.
AUGUCUGCCCUCUGGUCCGGCUGGGGCGCCGACCCUUUCUCGGAGCAGGUGGAAAAGGCCACCUCGGAGCUGCUGCCCGCUGGCCAGGAGGACAUCGCACUCAACCUCGACAUCUGUGACCAGGUCAGGGCCAAGCAGGUCCAGCCAAAGCAGGCCAUGCAGGUCAUCAAGCGCCGCGUCAGUCACAAGAACCCAAACGUCGUCCUCCUCGCCCUCGGCCUCACCGACAUCUGCAUCAAGAACGGCGGCGACCACUUCCUCCAGGAGGUCGCCUCGCGCGAGUUUAUGGACAACCUCGUCUCGGUGCUUCAGAACCCCGCCGGCGUCAACCACGACGUAAAGGCAAAGGCCCUCGGCCUCAUCCAGAACUGGGCCCAGAUCGCAGAGCAAAAGCCCUCCCAGAUGGGCUACAUCAACGACGUCUACCGCACCCUCAAGGGACAGAAGUUUGAUUUCCCGCCGCGCGAUCCGCACGCCGUCGCAUCGGCCGCCCUGGUGGAGACCCUCACCGCGCCCGAGUGGGUCGACGGCGACGUCUGCCUCCGCUGCCGCACCGCCUUCACCACCUUCAACCGAAAGCACCACUGCCGCAACUGCGGCAACGUCUUCUGCCAGCAGUGCUCCAGCCACUCGAUGUCGCUGCCCUGGUUCGGCAUCGGCCAGGACGUCCGCGUCUGCGAUGCCUGCCACACGCGCAGGGCGCCGCCCAAGAACGCCGCCAAGCUCUCGCGGUCCAAGAGCGUCACCUCGCCCUCCAGGUCAUCAUCUCUCUCCUCUUCCUCGGCCCCGUCCGGUCGCGGAGGUGCCGCGUCGCACCAGCGCUCGCUCACAGUCGGUGGCAAGCCGCGCAGGAGCGGCCGCAGCACAAAGGAAGACGACGACCUGGCCCUUGCCAUCAAGCUCUCCCUGGAAAGCUCUGGCGGUGCGGCCGGUCCGAGCGCCAGCGGUCCUGGUCAGACUCCUUCGGCGCCAGGCAGAGCGACGCGCCAGCCCGACGGACGCAUGCUCGAAGGGACCGACGCCGACGACGACCCGGACCUGGCCGCUGCCAUCGCGGCCAGCCUCCGAGACUGGGCACCUCCGCAGCCGAGCGCACCCGACAGCCUGCCUGCAUCGCAGCCGCAGUCGUACGCCACUGCACCGGCAGCGUCGGCCGCGGCAGCCGACACCGGCAGGGAGACCCUCAACCUGCCACCCUCGCUCGAGCUGCCACCCCAAGACGUCGACUCGCUCCUGACCUUCGCGCAGACCGUCCAGGCGCAGGAGGUGUACAACCAGCGGCAUGGCAUCUCUGGAGCGCCUCCGCACCAGCAGGCGCAGGCGCUCUAUGAAAAGGCGAGCACGGCGCGACCCAAGGUGGCCCGCAGCCUCGAGGAAGGGCACCGCAGGCAUGGCGUCCUGGUCUCGAUGCACGAGAAGCUGGCCGAGGCCGUCCGCCUCUACGACCGUCUGCUCGAUGCGCAAAUGACCCGGCCCGCGGCCUCGUACGCGCCGUACGGCCAGCCGCAGGGCGCCUACUACGGGCAGGAUCCGCGCCGCGAGGCACCUUCGCAGUCGCAGCCCGUCGCCGCCGCCGGGAGCGGAAUGUACCCCAACCUGCCUCCAUCGGGCCCCUCGGCCUCGACGGCGCCGUACGCCUUUCAACAGGGACAGCAUGGCCAGCCCUAUUAUGCCGAUCCGGCAGCCUACUACUCGCACCAGCACCAGCAAGCCCAGCACCCUCACCAGCAACUGCCCCAGCAGCAGCUGCCGCAGCAGCAUGCGCCACCGCCGCAAGACGCGGGUCCGUACGCGAUCGCGAGCACGUCGACGACUCCGCAGCCCAGGCACCACGCGCAUCAGCCAGCCCACGUUGGCUAUGGCGCCGCGCCGGACUCCAUCCAUGCCGCCGGCUCGAGCGCGGCCCAGUCGCCGGUCCAUGCCUAUGCCACGGCCACGUACCCGCAGUCGCAGCCGCAGCAGAUCUAUCCGAACCCGAACGGCGAGGCCUACGCGCAGCACGCGAGCAGCGGCUACGGCGGCGUGCUGGCGGCCAACCAGGUCGGCGCUCACCCGACCCAACCGCAGGCCUACGGCGUCGACGGCUAUGGCAAUGCGCCAGACGCGACCUCUCAGCAUUACUACGCGGGAUCGCAGACGCACACCCCUCAACCAGGCCUCGCCGGCGGCAGCGGCGGUGCAGUCGCGCCGGGACCGCCUGUCGUCGAUGGCGGCUAUGCGCAGAACGCCCAAGUCUACGAAGGCCAGGGCUACCAGACUACUGGGCUUGGCUACCCCGAGGGUGUGGCGAUGCAGUCUGGGCCCGUGACGCCGGCCGCGGGCGCUAACGGCGAGGCUGGUGCGCCCGCUGGCGCGCCCUCGCUGCCCCAUUUUGAGAAGUUGAUGAGCCCCGGCCAUGGCGCCGCGGGUCAACAGGCAAUCCCUUCGCACGCGCAGCCCGGAUCGCAGCAGCAGCAGCAGCAGCCGCAAGCUGGCUCGCUGGAGCAGGCGACGAUGCACGUCAAUGGGUUUGCCGCCCAGCCUGGCGAAGCGGCCUCUGCGCAGCGUCGCCGCUCGACCGAUACGCUCGCCUCGAGUUCGACGGGUUGGAACAAUGUCCCGAUCGAGCAAGUCAGCCCGGCCAGCGCGACCGCACCCAUGCUCAACGGCAACGGGAUCCAGCACCCUCCAGCGAACGGUCAGCCCGAGCAGCGCCCGCCCUAUCAGCAGCAGCAGCAGCAGCAGCAGCAGCAGGCGACGGCCGCUCCUCCGGCCAUCAAGACGUCGAUGGCGGCGACGACGACGACGACGCAGCCGGGUGCGCCGUACCAGCAGCAGGCGCCGAGCAGUAACGCGAGCUACCUGCCCAUCUUUCCGGUCGCCCCGCAUCCCGAAAACGGGCUGGGGCCCUCGUCGUCGCAGAGUGAGCUCGUGUCUCCGGCGAGCGCCAACACCAACGGGCGCUCGUCUGCGGGCAUGUGGCAGCAGCCAUCGUCUGCCCACCCGCAGGCGGUGGGCGAGAGUCCGCUGAUUGAGUUCUGA